AUGCAUCAGAGUCAUGUGACUGUCCUGGAUAAUGUGAGUCCUGUACCUAACCUUGAUAAAGUGAGUCAUGUAGCUACCCUGGAUAAUGUGAGCCCUGUAGCUAACCUUGAUAAGGUGAGUCGUGUAGCUACCCUGGAUAAUGUGAGUCCCGUACCUAACCUUGAUAAGGUGAGUCAUGUAGCUACCCUGGAUAAUGUGAGUCCUGUACCUAACCUUGAUAAGGUGAGUCAUGUAGCUACACUGGAUAAUGUGAGUCCUGUACCUAACCUUGAUAAGGUGAGUCAUGUAGCUACCCUGGAUUAUGUGAGUCCCGUACCUAACCUUGAAAAGGUGAGUCAUGUAGCUACCCUGGAUAAUGUGAGCCCUGUAGAGAAAGAACAGAAGAUCCGCAAGGCCAAAGGCAUAACACUGGCUGUGAAUGUACUCUCAUCAGUUGUGCUCAUACCUUACCACAUUACGGAUGAGAUCCAAUGCGUGGUAGAGCCUUCACAAGUGAUCGGUAGCGUGAUAGAGUCUUCACCAGUGAUAGAUAGUGUGAUAGAAUCUUCACCAGUGGUCGAUAGUGUGAUAAAGCCUUCACCAGUGGUCGAUAGUGUUAAAGAGACUUCCCCAGUGGUCGACAGUGUGAUAGAGCCUUCACCAGUGGUCGACAGUGUGAUAGAGCCUUCACCAGCGGUCGACAGUGUGAUAGAGCCUUCACCAGUGGUCGACAGUGUGAUAGAGACUUCACCAGUGGUCAAUAGUGUGAAAGAGCCUUCACCAGUGGUCGCUAAUGUCAUAGAGCUUUCACCAGUGGUCGACAGUGUAAAAGAGACUUCACAAGUGGUCGACAGUGUGAUAGAGCCUUCACCAGUGGUCGACAGUGUAAUAGAGACUUCACCAGUGGUCGACAGUGUGAUAGAGUCUUCACCAGUGGUCAGUGGUGUGAUAGAGCCUUCACCAGUGGUCGACAGUAUGAUAGAGCCUUCUACAAUGGUCGACAGUGUGAUAGAGCCUUCACCAGUGGUCGACAGUAUGAUAGAUCCUUCACCAAUGGUCGAUAGUGUGAUAGAUCCUUCACCAGUGGUCAAAAGUGUGAGAGAUCCUUCACCUGUGGUCGACAGUGUGAUAGAGCCUUCACCAGUGGUCGAUAGCUUGAUAGAGCCUGCACCAGUGGUCGAUAGCUUGAUAGAACCUUCACCAAUGGUCAAUAGCUUGAUAAAGUCUUCACCGGUGAUAGUUAGUGUGAUAGAGCCUUCACCAUUGAGAGAUAGUGUUAUAGAGCCUUCACCAUUGAUAGAUAGUGUGAUAGAACCUUGA
Haliotis rufescens (red abalone) is the source of this 1299-nucleotide messenger RNA. Its product is annotated as cytadherence high molecular weight protein 1-like. Lineage: Eukaryota; Metazoa; Mollusca; Gastropoda; Lepetellida; Haliotidae. Bases 1 to 1299 code for a protein of 432 amino acids. The record is from RefSeq and is a predicted model, not a curated record. The transcript is spliced from 2 exons.